This is a messenger RNA of Plasmodium yoelii, 6867 nucleotides long. Its product is annotated as conserved Plasmodium protein, unknown function. Lineage: Eukaryota; Apicomplexa; Aconoidasida; Haemosporida; Plasmodiidae. The transcript has a single exon. The record is from RefSeq and is a predicted model, not a curated record. Bases 1 to 6867 code for a protein of 2288 amino acids.
AUGAGUUAUUACAACAAAACAAAAAGAAAAUGCAAAGUAAAUUUUGUAGACAUCGAAUUGGAAGCUUUCAUAUUUGGAUGCUUCCUUUAUACAUGGAAUAAAAUAUAUACAGAUGAUGUUAACAAAAAAAAAAACAACCAUAAUAAUAGUAGUAAUAAUAAGGGGAAAAUUAGUAAGAAUAAUAAUUUGUCACAUUUCAAAAAAAACGAAAUUCGAAAAUGGAAUUAUCUUAACAAAGAUACAGAAAAUAGCUUAAUACCUUCUACUAAUGAUAUUAACAAUAAUGUUGUUAAUAGAAAAAAUAAAAAAGUUUACACAAACAAAUGUAAUAGCAAAACAACAGAAACAUGUGAAAAAAAUCUCAACCAUGAUGAAAAUAAUUAUUCUGAAAAUGUUUCAAAUGAAUUUGAAUGUAAAUUAAAUGAAGAAUUUCAAGUGAAAAAUAAAAUAAAUAUUAUAGAAUUGAAUAAAAAAUUAUUAUAUUUUGUAAAAUCUAAUUUUUGUUUAAAAACUAAAGAUUUUAAUAUUUUUCAUGAUUUGUAUUCUUUUUACACACAUAUACAAGAAAAAAAAAAAGGGGAAGAAAUAAAAUUGCAAAAUAAUUUUUUUCCUUCACAUCUUCAUUAUCACAUUAAAAGUUCUAAUAAUGACAGUUGUAAUAAUACUAAUUUUAAAGAAGUUGAACAAACCCGAAAUACCUCAAUAUUUAAUUUUUUUAAACAAAUUCCAACACACAACCAUCAAAAUGUUAGGAAAUUAAAUACAUCAGUAAAUCAAACUAAUAUAAAAAAAAAACAAACAAAGACAAACAAUUAUCUACAUCGAUAUAUCAAUAAAAAUUGCAAUCUUUGUGAUAUUUUGAUAAACAAGGGAAAAAAUUCAAAAUACAAAAAGUUUAUUCAUAUUUGCACAAAAAAGGUUUAUGGAAAUAAAAAAUUUGACAUGAUAAAUAAAUGUAUUAUAAAUAUAAAAACAUUUGAUGAUAGUUUUAUUCAUUCAAUUACUAUAGAACGACUAUUUAGCUAUAUAUGUAAAGAGAAUGAUAAAAAUUUAUAUUUUUUCUGGUUUAAAUUUCUAAAUGUCUUAUUUAAUGUUACUAUAAACAAACAACUUAUGAUUAAAAUAUUUUUUUUUGUGUGUAUAAAAAAUUUAUUAAUAUCUUCUUAUUUUAAUUCAGAAGAUGAUAUAGCAAAUCAAGAAUUUCCUAGUAAAAAUAUUUUAUGUAAAAUAGAUAAACAAAAAAAUACAUUUUUGACAGAAUUUGUAAAAAUAAAUAAAUGUGGAAAUAUUACAAAUAUAAUAUUAAAUAAUAAUUAUAUAUUAUUACAAAACUUGUUUGAUUAUUUUUACAUAAUAUGUUCAACAAGAAAUAUGAAAUUUUAUGAUAACUUUUUUUUAAACGUUCAAAUGAUCAAUUUUAUUUAUUUAAUUCAAAUUAACUUUUUUCAUUAUUAUUAUGUAAAGUUAUAUCACAAAGUUGUCAAAUUUCACAAGAGUAAAUCUACAAGUAGCAACACUAGUAAUUUAUGUACCUUCAUACAAAAGGGAAUAAAAAAAAAUACUAUUAUUCAUGCAAAAGACGAAAAUAUAAAUGGAACAUAUUUUAAGAAGAAAACAAAUAUAUUCAAGCCUUUUUGGAAAACAAGCGAUAAAAAUGAAAAUACAAAAGAGAAUUUAAAAGUCAAACAAAAUAUAGACAAAGUUGAAAAUGCGGAAAUUUCCAUUGAUCAUCAUGAAAAAGAAGAUACAUAUAAAUUUGUGGUAAUAGGAAAACAUUAUAAUAUUAACAAAAAAUAUUAUAAAAAUCUCAAUUUAACUUUUUAUAAUUAUAAUAAAACAAAUAAUAUAUCAUCAAAUUGUUUUGAAAUUAUAUCUGAUAGAGUUAUAAAAAAUAAUUUAUUACCCAAUACAAACGAGACAAAAAAAUUAAUUGAAAAAAAAUUAAUAAAAAAUCAUAAAAUAUAUUUUAAAAGAUUGUACACAUUUUUAAAUAAAUAUAUUAAAACAAAUCAAUUAAAAAAACAUAGUAAUAUAUUUUCCUUUAUGUUUGAUGCAUUACCUUGUUCAAAUUUAAAAAAUUGCAUCAACACUAUUUUAGAGCCUUAUAUAUUUCAUAUUUUAAGAAAAUAUACAUUUAUAGAAAUAUAUAAUUUUAUUGAAAGCUUAAAAAAUUUAUAUAAUUUAAAAAAAAACAGACGAAAAAGAACAAAUUUAAGACUUGACGAAAAUGAUCCAACUUUAAAAUUCUUAAAUGAUAUACAAGGAUUGAAUUAUCUUUACAAUGAUUUAAAAAAUGAUUAUUUAACAUUAACUCAAAAUUUAUAUAUAAAAACAAAAGGAGAAAAUUUAAAAAAUAAAAAAAUUAUAUUAUAUAAAAAAUAUAAAACACAAAGAUAUAAUAAAAGUGUUAUACAAAAUCUAAUAUAUAAUAAAAAGACAGAUAUAUAUAAAAAUGUAGCAAUAUAUAAAUUUUCAACUAAAGAUUUUAAUUUACAACAUAAUUUAUUUAAUAUAUAUAUAGAAUGUAAUUUAUUAAAUAAAGCAUAUAAAUUAGUUAUUAUAGAUUUUGAUUUUUCUUUUUCCUUAACAUCAGAAAUAAUUUUUUUAUAUAAAAUGUAUUUGAUAGAAUUAAAAAAAAAUAACAUAUUAAGAUCAUUUGAAAUUUUAAAUAUGACAUUUUAUAAAUGUUUUAUUCUGUUAAAAAAAUAUUUAUGUAAUCCUACGUCUUUUAAAUUGUUAUCUCUUGUAAGCAUACAACUUUGUCAUAUGCUUUAUAAUUAUCCAUUUUUAUUAAAAUAUUUGUCUUUUUUUCCAAGUAGUAAAAUAGAAUUUAUUACAAAAUAUAUUAUAAUGAAUGAUAAUGUUAAAGUUAGUGGAUAUUCAAAUAAUCAUGAAAUGAAAAAUUAUUUUUCAUCUUUUCUUUUUUUUUCUUCUAUACAUAAUAUAUCUAAUAGAAAAACAAAUGAUACCACUUCAACUUGUAUAAAUGUUGAAAACAAUUAUGAAGAUAUUAGUAAUAAUAAUAAUAAUAAUAAUAAAUUUAAUAAAGGAAAACAAAAUGAUCGAAGAAAUAAUAUCAAUAUGGAAUUCAAAAAAAAAAAUAACCCCCCCUUUGAUUCUCUCAAUUUUACUAGACUCACAAAAAUUAAUCAUGAUAAUAAUAUUGGAAAAACAAAUCAAAAUAUUGCAAAAGAUAUUAUUAAUGUUUAUCAAAACAGUGACUAUUCUAUUAGCCCAUUCAAUAAUAUAAAUGAUUUAAAGUACGGAAUUAAAAUUGAGGAUUAUGAUAAUAAAAUAAAGAAUACGACCAAACUUAUCGACGCAAAUAAUUCUUUUUUAUUUUCUACAGAACUAUUAAAACAAAAUGAAAAAAUACACUUCGAUAAUGAUAAUAAUAAUAAUAAUAUUGCCAAUACUGCAAUUAGCCAAAAAAAUAAUAUGACACAUCGUGGAAAUGACGAGAGGAUCUUAAAUACGAAAAGAGUCUCUAUACAUAACAAUAAAACGGUAAAUAAUGUAAAUAGUAUAAACAGUAUAAAUGACAAUAAUAAUAAUGAUAAUACCUUUUUAAUCAAUGAAGAUAUAGACAAUUAUGAUUUUUUAAAUAUCCACGAGCAAUUAUAUGUAAAUAAAAUUAUAAAAGGGUUUAAUUUUAUUCUUAAUCUUUUAGAAAUAACAUUAAAUAAUAAUGAUAAUUAUCAUUUAAAUUAUAAUAAUAAAAAUUUAAACAUAUUUGAUCAGAAUCCAUUUAGCAAAGAAGAUAUAACAAAUGACAACAAUUAUAUUGAAAAUAUGUGUAAUAUAAAUAAUUUUAUAAAAAAAAUAAUAAAUAAAAUAGAAUCAUUUCUUAGUACAAAUUUAAAAAGAAAAAAUUUACAAAAUCAUAUAAAAAAUUUAGAUAAAGAAAAAUUUCGAAAUCUUUUAUACGAUUCUAAAAUGAUGAGAUCAAUCAAAUCGUUUUAUGAAGAUUCGUAUUUUUUUUGUUUGGAAUUUUUAUUUUUAGCAUAUAUUUGUUCAAAUUAUUUUUCAGAUCAUAUCUCAAAAAAUUACAAUUUAUUUUUAAAAAGAUUUAAUUUUAACGAUGUUUGGCUUAGUAACCAUCAAAUAAAAGUUAAAAUAUUACUGUCUUUAAUUUAUAUGUUUUUAUAUGAAAUUAAUUUAAUAGACCUACGAGAAUUUUUUAUUCAAAUUUUAAAAAUCAUAUUAUAUAAAUUUUAUAAUUAUUUAGAUUAUAAUGACUUAGAAAUAUAUCAAUACAUAUUUUUAAAUAUAUCAAAUGAUGCCUUAUUUUCUUACUACACAAUCACUGAUAACAUUAUAGACACUUUAAAUCUUGACGCUUCUAAAACAUAUAAAGAAUUUUUCUAUAUUUUUAAUUUAUCAAAAAAUAAGCAAUUUAUUUAUCAGUAUAUAAAUUGGGGAAAACGGAACAGCCAAAGUGAUCACAUCAAUAAUGAUAAUGAUAAUAAUAAUAAUGAUAAUAAUAAAAAACAUUUUAUCAAUAACCUUUUCAAUUUUAUUAUACACAAAAUGAAUUCAUCUCAUAACAUCAUUUCGAACGCUAUAAUGAAUAAACCCGAAUUAACUCAAAUAUCUUCUUUUAAUAAUACCUUUAUAUAUUCUAAAAAUCAAUGUUCUGAUAAUUUAGAUAGCAAAAUGGAACAGAAAAAAACAAAGGAAAUAAACUCAUUCCAAUCUCAACAAUAUAACGAACUAUGUAACAUUUCAAAUAUCAACAAUUAUAAUAAGACGACUUUUUUUGAUACAAUAAACAUAGAAAAACACAAUUUAAGGAAUGGAAAUGUUAGCAAUAAUAUAGAUAACGAUAUAAAUGAAAAUAUUAGCAAUAAUGUAGAUAACAAUAUACAUGAAAAUACACACACAAUUGUUUCAAAAAUAUGUGAAAAAAAAAAAAAAAAAAAAAAAUACCCCAAUAUAAAUGACAAAAUGUGUAGAAAUAAUAAUUCCAAUUAUAUCUCUUACAGUUUUGAUAAUUUUUUAAGUGAAAAAGGUUUAGAAAAAAACGAUUUUUCAUUUUUCAAAAAAAAACAACAUAGUGCUGGAAAUGGUUUUUUUGAAAAAGUCCUAACUUACAUAAAUAAUAAAAAGUCAAAUAUAAAAAUUUGUAACAAAAAUGAAAAAUGUAACAUAUUUUCUAUUAAAUAUAGAGAUAAUGAAAAAAAAAAUAUAAAUAAUGAUAAUAACAAUUUUGUUUAUUCCUCAAAAAAUGAAAAUGAGACAUAUUCAAAUAAAGAAAAUAAUAUAGAAAAUGAUUAUUAUAUGAUAUUAAAUUAUUUUAAAAUAAAUAAAGAAAUAUAUAUAGAUAGAUAUAUAAAUAAAAAAAAUGAAAUAUUAACAAAUAUACAACAAUAUAGAAAUCGAAUAAAUUAUUAUGGAAAUACAAAUACAAAUUAUUAUAAAGCUCAAAAUUUUGAAAAAUAUUAUUAUUUACCUGAAGAAAUUUCAGAAUCAAAUUGUUUUAUUUUUGCACAAAAUAAAAAUGUUAUUAGAAAUAAUUUUAUAUUAGAAAAAAAUAAUUAUAUUCAUGUAUGUUUAGAUUUAUUAAAUAUAAUAGAUUUAUAUAUGGAAUUUAAAGUAAAUACAUAUAAUCAAACCUUUUAUUUUAUUAAAAAUUUAAUAAUCACAUGUGCAAAUAUAAGCUUUUCGAAAAAUCUAACUAUUAUAUAUAUUAACUCAUUAAUUAGAUUAUGUCUUUUCGAAUUCAGAAUGAAUAACAUUUUUAUCGCUUCUAAUAUUCUUGUUGAAAUUCUUAACAAUUUUGAAAAAAUUAAAUAUUACAAAAAUUUAAUCGGAACUAUUUUUUAUUUAAGUGGGAACUUAUUAUUAUUACAUUUAAAUUAUGACGAAGAAAUAAUAAAUGAUCAUCAUAUUAAAAAUGAGUUAAUAGACAAAUAUAACUAUUAUACAAAUUUAAAAAAAAAUAAUUCUCUUACAAAAAAUAAAGGACAUAAAGAAAAUAGUAACACCAAAAUUAAUUAUGUUUUCUCUGAUACUUUUGUGAACAUGAAUUCAAUAAAAAAUUCUGAUAAAGAUAAAAAAAUAUCAAACACUUCUUUAAUGAUAAGCACAGGAAAAAGUAAUAGUAAUAAUAAUCCCUCUUUGUUAAUACAUAAAGAUGUACACAAAAAAAUUAAUGGCAUUUCUUCACAUAAUAAUAAUUUUGAGGAUAAUCUCGAAAGCUGUAAAUUAGCAUCUGAUGAUGAUAUAAUGAGUAUUGAAAAAAAAAAAAAUUCCAAUUUCACAAAAAAAAAAUAUACAAAAAAAUCAAUUCCAUUAAUAAAAAAUCAAAUAAAAAUAACAGAUUAUUUUUCAAAUUUAAAACAUGAUAAAUCUCCAGAUAUUUCAUCAUAUUCAAAUUCUGAUGUGUCUGAUAAAAAUAUUAACAAAACUAACUUAUAUAAUAAAUAUCUUAAAAAAAGAAAAAUUAAUAACGAAUUAGCUACCCAGAUUAAUUCACAAAAAAAAAUAUUCAAGUCACCUCAAAAUGUAGGAGAAAAUAUUACUUAUGAUUUCUUCGAUGAAUUAAAUAAAAAACAAUUUUUCUUACUUUUAAUUUGUUUUUAUUUUAAACAAUCUUUAAAUUAUUGGCAAACUGAUGGAGAUACUAUAGGAAUUUCUAAUGGCGUUCAACAAAAAAAAAGAAUAAAAGACACAUACUUUUUCCUGAUGUGUUCAUAUAAAUUUUUUUAUAAAUCUUCUCUUUUCCUAUCUAAGCAAGCCAAUAUACAAAGUUAUAAAUUUCCGUUUUUUAAUUAUGAGCUCUUUAAAAUUUAUUAUAAAUUUUAUACUUAUUACAAACGAAUAUUUAUUAAGUGUACUAAUGAAAAUAUUGUCAAUAUCUUAUAA